GUCGAAUAGAGUUUGUGAAACGUGAAGUGAGCACGUAAUCGCCAUAACGAGUGCAUGUUCACUCACUGGAGAGAUCCCGAGGUCCGGAGUUUAGAUGCCCGCUUAUCGAUACCGCCGACGUCAGGACAAACUAUCACUUUUCGGGGUGCUCCCGCCAACGCGUACACUCGGAAAAGUUAACAUGGCGCCAAGCGAUGAGGAUGACGAUAUGCCACAGCUCUCCGCUGGGGCCUUGGAUGCCUUGAAAGAUUUUUAUGGCGAACGAGAUGCCCGACAGAAACAAUUUGAAGAUCUGAAAGCUCAGGCUGAAGAUAAUUUUGAGGGCAAAGGAAGGCUGAGCAUGGAGGCCUUCGCCGAGGAUUGGAAUGCAAGUCAAUUCUGGUACAACGACGAGACCGCUACAACCCUUGCUCGGCAACUUUUAGAUGGAGCUACAGACGAGACUCGGAUAGCUGUCGUAUCUGCUCCAAGCGCAUUCAUUCAGCUGAAGAAUCUUCUGUCGUCCGGAGAGUACACGUGCAGACCGCAACUCACCCUCUUCGAAUACGAUGAGCGAUUUGCUGUCUUCAAAGAGUUCGUCCGAUACGACUUUGAGCAGCCCAUGAAACUCCCUGCCGAGCUGAAAAGCUCUUUCGACCGGAUCGUUUGCGAUCCACCAUUUCUAAGCCAGGAUUGCCAGACUAAAGCGGCUUUGACUGUCCGCUGGCUCGCAGAGUCUUGGACGCCUCAGGAUCCAGCGAACAAGACGGGCUCGUUCCAUUUGAUCGUUUGCACCGGAGAACGUAUGGAAACUCUCAUCGAGAAACUGUACUCCAAAGUCGGCAUACACACUACCGACUUCGCGGUGAAGCAUGCCAAAGGACUCAGCAACGAGUUCAGGUGCUAUGCCAAUUUCGAGUGCCAUGACUGGAAGUGGGCUAAGCAAAGCUGAUGUGCCUUACCCAUCCUCUACUUUCGUGUCCAUGGUAACUUUCAAUAUACCCAUUAGACCUCG
Trematosphaeria pertusa is the source of this 994-nucleotide messenger RNA. RefSeq lists its product as uncharacterized. Gene Ontology annotation, molecular function: nucleic acid binding; protein-lysine N-methyltransferase activity. The record is from RefSeq and is a predicted model, not a curated record. NCBI's taxonomy places the organism in Eukaryota, Fungi, Ascomycota, Dothideomycetes, Pleosporales, Trematosphaeriaceae. The coding region runs from base 182 to 931 and encodes 249 amino acids. The transcript has 5 exons. Gene Ontology annotation, biological process: methylation.